Messenger RNA from Venustampulla echinocandica, 2280 nucleotides. RefSeq lists its product as uncharacterized. Lineage: Eukaryota; Fungi; Ascomycota; Leotiomycetes; Helotiales; Pleuroascaceae. Bases 1 to 2280 code for a protein of 759 amino acids. Gene Ontology annotation, molecular function: zinc ion binding; DNA-binding transcription factor activity, RNA polymerase II-specific; RNA polymerase II cis-regulatory region sequence-specific DNA binding. The record is from RefSeq and is a predicted model, not a curated record. Gene Ontology annotation, cellular component: nucleus. The transcript has 4 exons. Gene Ontology annotation, biological process: positive regulation of transcription from RNA polymerase II promoter by galactose; DNA-templated transcription.
AUGAGCGAGCCAGCGCCUCAAGAUGGCCUCACAUCCUCCUAUGAGCUCGUCGAUGGCGCUGACGAGGAGGGGCAACCUGUGCCUCGUGCAAAUCAAGCUUGCAACGAGUGCAAGCGGCGCAAAGGCAAAUGCGAUCGAGUAGCCCCCGAAUGUAGCCCCUGUAGGAGGUUUCGCCGUCAUUGUCUGUACGAGCAGCAUAGCAAAACACCAUUGACCCGCAAACACCUUACCUUUGUUGAGCAUCGACUCGCGGGAGCCAAUGCAGAAAUCCGCAGCCUACGACGAGCGCUCAAUGAGCUUCGACAACAAAAUGGAGAGGUCUCACUUGGUACUCGUGAGGAGAGUGGCGAAGUUCCAGCAGAGGUUGCCCCCGAAACAUCUGGGACAAGCGCAGUCUUUACUUCUGACUCGCGAUGUCCCACAAUCACGAACCUAUAUCAUAUGGAUGCUUCGCAGAUGAAUAUCUCUGAUUCUCCGCCUUUGUCGACUAGGCUGACCGACGGAGGGUUCAAUGAAAACUGUGAUAUUGAGGAAGCUUUCGAGCAAACAGAACGGUCGUCGAUUCCGCUUGAAGGACCUCCGACAACUGGGGAAGAAUUUGACUGGGAUGAGCAGUCCAUGUCUAUGGCUUCAGAGCUUGAUCCUCAAUCAAGCGGGGAGGAGGAACCCGAGUUUGUGGACGGAAUGGCAUCUCUGUCAGUCAACGAGAAGGACGUGGGGUAUCUUGGAGUUGCCUCUGGUGCAGCACUAUUACGCAUGCUUCGACCAGAAAACAGCUCACGAGGAUCGUUUUUGGAGAGAACGGGCAGGCGACCCAGAACAUCUUCAACCCUUCUUGUCCCACAACCAAAUCCGCACGUGCAUAUUGUGGAUGCAAUGAUUGAUGGAUAUUUCCGAUCGUAUCAUCUGAGCUAUCCCAUCGUUCAUGAGCCACGAUUUAGGGCGCAAUAUUCUGGGGUAAUCCAGUGCCCCAAGGACAACGGGUGGCAAGCUCUAAUUUACGUAAUAGCUGCUCUGGGAGCCUUCUCGACUGCUGAAGAUGCUAGUGAUGCUGAUAUCGGGCUUUUCCAUGCUGCAAGAUCACACUUGUCCAUCGAUGAUCUUCAGUCUGGUAAUAUAAGCCUCGUACAAUCCCUCACUCUCAUGUCAAACUAUUUGCAGAAGAGGAACAAGCCAAAUUCCGGAUACAAUUAUCUGGGCUUGGCUCUGCGCAUGGCAAUGGGGCUUGGUCUCUACAAAGAAUUUCCUGGUUGGGAUAUCAAGCCUCUACAGAUGGAGAUUCGGAGAAGAGUGUGGUGGACCCUCUUUGUAUUUGAUAUAGGUGCGACAAUCACUUUCAGUCGGCCACUAGGUUGGCCUAGCGAAGGUAUCGAUGUUAGACUACCUUUGAACAUCAACGAUCGAGAACUGACAGCGGUCACAAACUCCUAUCCGACUGAAUCUGCGAACCCAACGACCUACACCGCAGUUCGUACUCAAGUGGCUUUCCACUUAGCCACGAAUGCAAUCUACAAACGGGUAAUAUCUCUCCCGUUUCCAUCGCCAAGGGAAUGCUUAGCUCUCGACGAGGAGAAGAUCGUGCCUUGGUUCCAGUCACUGCCGCCCUGGUAUAGCGAGUCUGCAACUGUUCCUCAGCAGUUUGCUCUAAGUCACUCAAUUAUGAUGUGGCGGUACCGAAAUUUGAGAUUGAUCAUGUAUCGACCGUUUGUCCUAAGGCGGAGUCUCAAGAAUCGUGUCAAUAGCGCUCCUCUUACUGUGCGCAAGGACGAGCAAGAGGCCUGCAAUCGUUGUCUUCACGAGGCCUCUAUGAGUAUUACUCUGAUCGGAAAUUUUUGGUCAACCCACCAGCACACCAAGCUUGCUGCGUGGUACGCAUUAUACUUCCUGUUUCAAGCCUCGUUGUUGCCAAUAUUCUGCCUGCGGAACGACCCAUUAUCACCCAGUGCCAACGAUUGGCGCCAGGACAUCCGCGUUGCUCUCAGUGUAAUUGAAUCGAUGGCAAUAAUCAACCCCAGCAGCGUAAAAUGCCUGCAUACUAUCAACACCCUGUGCGAGCAGUUUAUGGUAGAUACGUCAACUGCGGCAGAUAUGCUACUUGAUCCUACAGGCGAGUCUCCACAAACUCAAAUCAAUAAUGUAUUAUCUAUGAUGUGGCCAAAUCUUCCAGAACUGGACGUGGUCAUGCAAGAUGAUAAUUGGACCAGAUUCUAUGACACAUCUGUUCUGGACGGACGAUUUGACAACACAUUUGAUACGGGCGAAGAUCAAUGGCCGAUCUGA